Cynoglossus semilaevis (tongue sole) is the source of this 3045-nucleotide messenger RNA. It is a transcript of the gene slc43a2b, whose product is annotated as solute carrier family 43 member 2b. The transcript has 13 exons. The coding region runs from base 1 to 1776 and encodes 591 amino acids. NCBI's taxonomy places the organism in Eukaryota, Metazoa, Chordata, Actinopteri, Pleuronectiformes, Cynoglossidae. The record is from RefSeq and is a predicted model, not a curated record. Gene Ontology annotation, biological process: neutral amino acid transport; transmembrane transport. Gene Ontology annotation, molecular function: L-amino acid transmembrane transporter activity; neutral L-amino acid transmembrane transporter activity.
AUGCCUCCGACCCUGGCCACAGCCUUCGCCAGGCGCUGGUGGAUGGCAGUGACGGCCAUUGUUGAGAAUCUGCUCUUCUCUGCUGUGCUGUUGGGAUGGGGAUCUCUCCUCAUCAUGCUCAAAUCUGAGGGCUUCUACUCUUACCUAUGCAACGACGAAGGCAACAGCUCCAGCUAUAAUCUGUCCCUGCCUGAGCCCACGCCAACACCCGAUGAAUACUCAGACUAUUACGAUGACGUUGUGGUGGGGCUGGGGGACGGGGUCGAGAUGAGACCCCUGGUGCCACCAGAUGGGCCCAUGAGGAUGAACGGCUGGUUGAUCUGUAAGGAGCAGGAUGAGAUGUUGAACCUGGCCUUCACUGUGGGCUCCUUCCUACUCUCAGCCAUUACACUGCCUCUGGGCAUCGUGAUGGAUAAAUAUGGGCCUCGCAAGCUACGUCUGCUGGGCAGCACCUGCUUCGGGCUGUCUUGUCUUCUCAUUGCUUAUGGAGCUUAUCAACCUAACGAACUCUCUGUCCUUAUCUUCAUCGCCCUGACUUUCAACGGCUUCGGGGGCAUGUGUAUGACCUUCACCUCUCUUACACUGCCCAGCAUGUUCGGGGACCUGCGUUCCACCUUCAUCGCCCUGAUGAUUGGCUCCUACGCCUCCUCUGCUGUUACCUUCCCAGGGGUCAAGGUGAUCUAUGACUUUGGAGUACCUUUUAUCACCAUCCUGGUGGUGUGGGCUGCCUGUGCUGGCCUGGUCUUCCUCAACUGCUUCUUCAACUGGCCCUUGGAGCCGUUCCCUGGACCAGAGGACAUGGACUACACUGUGAAGAUCAAGUUCAGCUGGCUGGGCUUUGACCACAAAAUCACAGGGAAGCAGUUCUACCAACAAGUGACCACAGUGGGCCGUCGGCUGAGUGUAGGCAGCAGUCUGAAGCAGAAGGAGCUGGCCACUAAAGACGGACACAAGCUGUGCCUCUCCACCAUGGACCUGGAAAUGGACAGCAAACCACAGCAGGAGUCCCAAUCAUUCCUGAAAAGCAUCAUCAGUCCCCUCUUCAUGCUCAGCCUGGUGACCAUGUCUGUGACUCAGCUUCGUCUUCUGUUCUACAUGGGAGCCAUGAACAGUGUCCUGGAGUCUCUCAGCGAUGGAGACCUCAACACAGUCAGUUUGUACUCAUCUAUCUUCGGCGUCCUGCAGCUGCUCUGCCUGAUGACCACUCCUGUGAUUGGUCAGAUUAUGGACUGGAAGCUGAAGGAGUGUGAUGAUGGAACAGAGGAAAAGGAACCCUGCCAAAAGGGAGACCCAAAGAAAAAACGUAGAGACAAAAAGACCCAGAAAAUCACCAAUGCCUUAAGAGCUUUCGUUCUCACAAACCUCCUACUGGUAGGAUUUGGAAUCACCUGUCUCAUCCCUAAUCUCCCUCUGCAGAUUGUGUCAUUUGUUCUCCACACUGUGGUGAGAGGAUUCAUUCAUUCUGCAGUUGGUGGCCUCUAUGCAGCUGUGUAUCCCUCGUCCCAGUUUGGGAGUCUGACAGGAAUGCAGUCCCUGGUCAGUGCUGUGUUCGCUCUGCUGCAGCAGCCUCUGUUUCUGGCCAUGAUGGGACCACUGAAAGGAGAUCCGUUCUGGGUCAACAUCGGACUUUUGGUGCUCAGUAUGCUGGGCUUCCUGCUGCCCCUCUUCCUGCUCUUCUACAGGCGGAACCUCCACAAGGAGCAACAGAAGAAGGAGGACAACGCAAAGAUCUACAUCAAAGUCAACGGCUGUGAUCUCCCCGAGGCCUUCGUCUAGGGAAGAGUCAAUAAAGAAACAGACGAGGGUUGUUUUUUUCCCUGAGAGACAUUGGUGAUCCAAUGAUGGAAUUCUAGUCAUCACAUUUAUCAACCUCCAAAAUCUCACCAGGCCUAUGGCUGAUACAAAAGUUGCUGAGGAGAAAAGUGAUCGUGAAGAGGAAGAAGAAAAGAGAAAGAGGACAAGACUGUGAAAGGAAAGAGACAUCUGUGCUCUGUGUUCCCCCCACGUCCUCUGAAUUCUCUUUAUGUUCCUCCCUCACUGAGAACCACAUCGAUGCAGCUCUGCCUCGUGUCAAGUCUGAUUUGUAAUUCGGAACUGAGGUAGAAAGGAGAAAUGAAAAGUGCGUUAUGUUGUCGUGAAUCCAGCGGGACCAGAAAAGACACCUGCUGCGUUUUUACCAUUUUAUUAUGACACUGCUUGAGGUUUUCUAUUCUUUAACAUUGUUAAAUUGAAAUCAUGCUGUCCCUAAAUCCUAAGAUGUGGUGCUACCCACUGUAGAUUUAGACUGAUCAGCAUCAGGUGAGUGAACCGUCGAAGAGUGACAGGAGGCUGAUGGGAAGCUGAUGAGCUGAAUUUUUAUAAAAGAAGCUCAGAAGAAGUGUUUUUAAUAUAGUUUUUUAAGAUUAAAUAUGAUGCCACAAAUGAGGCUAACAUCACAGAGAAGGCACAGAGUAUACUGUUGGAUGGAUGUCAGUGUUUAUUGUAGCAGUAUUCUGGAACACUAACAUCAGAAUGUGAUUUUUCUUUUUUGAUGAAAGCUAUGUUUAGAUCUAUUUAUUUUUAUCUUCUGAAUAUAGUUCUACUGGGCCUUUUGGAAUACAUUUGGUAAGUAAAUGUCUAAUCUACAGUCAACGUGAGGAAAUAAUUAACAACCUCAAUUAGUUCAUAUAAAUAUGAAUCAGACAUCACUCUUCUUAAGAACAAUCUUUUCAAACAAGUUUUUUUUUGUUUCUACUUGACGAAAAGUACGGCACUUUAACUCCUCAACACAGCUCAUGUCAGCACUUCUUUCCCGGUGCCACUCUUUGAAAACUAAUAUCCAUAUUUUAACUCCAAGCUCCUCCUUCUUGCAUCCCUGUAUUGUAUUUACUUUUUUCCCCCCACAUUUUCACAAAUGACUCGCAUUGAAACGCAUUCUGCAUGUCACAUCCUGUGUUUGCGUCUUCUAAUUUCACAUCCAGCUCACAGCGAUCUCUUUGUUAAACAGGUGUUCACUAGUUUUAUGGUGGUUAGUUGAAUAAAGAUCUGCUGAUCUCUUUGAAGGUU